GAUUUGUAGUCCCCUGGCCCUUGCGGGCUCGGCUUGCCCAAGGCAUGGCAGAGAAGAAGGCCAUUCCCCAUCCCUGGGGUUUGACGUGCCUGUCAGACAAACGCGCCUCGAGGGCUCUCCAAUCCCUGAUGGAUGGAGCUUGGAGCAGCACCUUUGCGGCUCUGCCUGACCUAAGCGCCGAGACUACAUUUCCCAGCCUGCCGCGGGAACGCGACUAACCCUGCAGGUUGCUCUCGGUUGCAGAGGAGCCAAAGAGAAAACAGUGGAGGGAGAAGGAAGGAAGGAAAGGAAAGAAAGAAAGAGAGAAAGAAAGAAAGCGAGAAGGAAGGGGGUGGGGAGGACAAAAGGAGGCGCAGCAGGCAGCAUCUCUGGGCAGGCGGAGGAUGCAUGCGCUAAGCGAGCUCUGAGAGAAUGGCUGUGGAAGCUAUCCAUUGCAAUCUAAAUCCAAAUGGUAUCGAUCUGUCUGUCCACACGGAAGGAAUUAACCUGCAACUGGAAGGUGAGAGAGUGGACUCCUCCUCACUCAAAAAGGAAAACUCUUCUAAGCUGCCAGAAUCAAAAGGAACACCCAAGAGGCAACAAGGGGAGUCGGAAACAUCUAAGUCAAAUAUCGUGAAGCUCACCAAACCAGUGGCACUAUGGACCCAGCAAGAUGUGUGCAAAUGGUUGAAGAAACAUUGCCCGAAUCAGUAUCAAAUCUACAGUGAGUCAUUCAAACAGCAUGACAUAACUGGCCGUGCGUUGCUCAGGCUGACAGACAAAAAGCUUGAGAGGAUGGGGAUUGCUCAGGAGAGCUUACGGCAGCACAUUCUGCAGCAGGUCCUUCAGCUAAAAGUGAGGGAGGAGGUCCGAAACCUUCAGUUACUCACGCAAGCCUCAACAGAGAGUUCUCCGUAAAUGUUACCAGCCUCUAAAGCUGCUGCCCUGCCAGAUGAUACAGAACUUGAACUUUUACUUGAUGGAAGACAAAAAUAAAACACAAUCGAUGGCACUGCCACAAAGAAGACGAGCACCGACAAUUCAAGAACUUAGCAAAAUCCCAUCCAUCUCCUCCAUGGGAUAAGCCCUGAGAGAUCAUGCUGUGCUUAUGGAAUGCAAAGAAGGGUCUAUGAUGAAAAAGUGCUAACUUUCUCCAACUAAUUAUCGGUGGACCCAUUACACUGGAAAAUGUCUCCCAGUUUUCAUCACUGUGCAUAAACUUUGUGUUCCUAUCAGGGAACUCUCUGUGACCUUCACUAAAAGUUCUGGGAUGGGUUUUUAUUUUCUGUUGUUGAUGUUUUCUGAGCAUGUCAAAUACUGGAUAAUAUUAUGUAUGCAGAUGGCAUGAUGUUUUUAGGGGAGUGGGGUGGGUGGGAUGUCCCAGAUAUGCACAAUCAGUGGAAAUGUUUGCCAAUAUCCUUACUCUCUGUCACUUGAUGUGGAUGUCGACAUAUUCUGUUUGUAUUAGUAAUGCAGCUGAAUGAUAUGCCAAUUUAUAAUAUCAGCAUCCCCCACUCAGUCUCCUUACAGACAUUCUAGCUGAUUCGAUUGUGUUAAAGGAAAGUUUCUGAGAUCACAUCCGUUUAAAUGUUUCAGGUAACCACAGUGGGAUGCUACCUUAAGUGUAGUCCAUGGUAUGCAUCGCUUCACGGAUUCAUGCAAGAUUGGUUUGGUACCUUGUCUGGAUGUUGUAUUGGCUGUUUUGACACUUGACUUGUAGAGGCAGUAGAAUGAGAGCACGUAAGUGUCUUUGCUGCACUAACCUUCCCAAAAUUACAAGUGGAACUGUAUGUCUGUUGUUUCAAUGCAUGUUCAAUAAUAGAGGAAAGGAAAAUGAUAGAUAAAAACAUUGUUCUCUUGUUACAAGAAUCCCUUGCCCUUGAUGAAGACAGACAUAACAUUUAGGGGAUCAGGGAGGACAGUCUGAGUAUGUCCUUACAGACAUUGAAUACAAAUAUAUUUUUCCUAAGUGAGCUCUGAAAGCCCCUUUUACACAUUUACAGCCAAAGCCAGCUGUAAUGAGCACAAAUUGGCUAGUCUACGUGCCAUCACUGAAACCGUGUCCUUUGCUUUCCUGGAAUACUUUUUUCCAACUGUUUUCCAAUGCUUACUAGUUUUUAAUGGGUGGGAAGGUGAAGGAUCCACAUAGAAUAACAAUGCUACAUCUAUAUAAGCUACUUUAAAUAAAAUACAUAUUUUUCUAAGAAGGUGCAUACCUCUCUUGAAACAGGUUGGAUUGGUGAUCCAGUGUUUGAUUUGCUGUGGUAUGUAUAUUCUAGGUAAGGAUCAGUUUGUUACUACUGUUAAAAUGUUAUGUCUAUCUUCACCAUUAGAAGCAAUGUGUGUCUAUGGUCAAGAGUACAAAUACUUGAAAAAAUAUACUACCUUCCCUUUUUUGUCUUUAUGUAUAUGAAGAAAUUUUAUGGAUGAUGACUUUGCAACUUUAGGAAUGAAGCCUGCAGUUGUUUGUAGGGUAGUAAAGGUGAGUAGCUGUUAAGACCUCCCUAGUUUCUGGAGGACUGGAGCCUUCAGGAAAUCCAUAUGUUGCUUCCCCAAGUUUGAUAAUAAACCAUUCAAUCUAACGACAUUUUCUUCCUUAGACACCCAAUUUAGACCUGGGGUUCACCAUUUACAUCAAUUAUCCAUGCUACAUUGUCGCCAAAGUCCUUUUUUUCUUAGCUUGACAACUUGCCACUGGUAGGUCGCAACUUGGCUCAAGUCAACAUUUCAGAAGCCAAGCAUACUUUGGGGUCUUCAACAGAGUGUUCAAGGACCUUUUGUUUGAUCCUGUAGAGCAAAUGAAUUAUAAAUCUGUCUUAACUAUCAUUUUUCCAGUCAUUUUUCCCACAAAAUGCUUUCUUACAAUAAAAUAUGGUCAAGGAGAACUGUUCGUUUUCAACAAAACAGUACCUGGCACAAGAUUGUUGCAUCCCAAGUGAGCUUUCCUCUUUGCCGUUCAUUUUUUAUGUUGCCAAAACACAGCAGGCUGUGUCUUGAUCUUCAUAUCCAUCCCAGGUUGUUUUGUUUUGCUCUUUGUUUCUUGUUCAAAACAAAAUUAUUUGUAGCAGAUAUUAAUAGUAGCUUCCACAGGACAAGCAAGUGGCUGAACAUAGUAAUCCCUAAAUCCAGUGAUGGGAGAUCUGCUCUUAAACUGUAUCUCUCAAUUCAUAGACUGUUACAUUGUUGAAUACGAUUUGUACCUGGUAAUAUGAUUUGUACCUUGAGAUUUAAUAAUGCUACAGUUUUUAUCUUAAGUCUCUUUUGAAAAAUAAGCUCAUCAGUGUUUACACAUGGAUCUGAAACCACUCUUCUCUUUUUCUUCUUGCAUUCUCUUGUUAUUUGUACUUUUGCUCCCUGUGCCAGUCAAAACCUGGGGAAUGAGCACAAAAGAACCCAAGAAAUCAACAUGUUAUUAAAUCAAAACUCAGUAUGAUCAGUACUACUUGGCAAGAGAGAAUGGAAUAGGUCUGUUUGAUCUGUUCUGGUGGACAAAUUGAAAUAUGUGUGCAUCUCAAAAUCCAUCUCAUUUCAUUUUGACCUCCAAUCAAAGUAGUCAUAAUGAAUUGCUAACAAUUUCUUAUUCUGGUGGCAGAGGCUGGUGAGCUUGGCUGUAUUUUUGUUUUUAGACUGUUUUCAUUUGUAUUUGUCAUAAAGAAAAUUAAGUACACUUAGUUCUAGAAGAUUUGAUUCUGUUAAAUCAGCUUUUCCAAACUUGGAGAUCACUGACACUACAUAACUACAGCAGUUUGACACCACUGUAACUGCCAUAACAAAUCCUGGGAUUUGUUGUUUGUUGUGGCAUCAGAGCUGUCUGAACUACAGAUCCCAGACUUCCAUGGCAUUCAGCCAUGGCGAUUAAUAUGGUGUCAAACUACAGUUCUCCAGUCCAGAUGCAGACUUGUUGUCUACCACAUGUUUUAGACUUUAGCUUCAUUGUUCCUUCACGAUUGACUGUCUUAGCUGGGGACCAUUGGGUUGAGGAAAGCGAUAUUACAAGUGGGAAAGAGUUCUACCAGUAGGUCCCAAUCUUUUAAAGAUUUUGCAUCAUUGUAUAAAGGAAUAGUUUACAAUGCCUCGCAGUCUGGCAAGCAGUUCAUACCCAGACCUAGAGUACUGAUGUUGCCAGCCAGCUCAGAAUGGCAGUGACCUGCUUCAUUAUAGUUGACCAGGCUAUCAGAUCAGAAGUGGGAAGAGCAUUAUCUAGGUUUACAUUUCAUAGCAAGAUCAAAUGUGUGGUAGGGGAAAGAAUCCUGUGAUUAUAGGUGUGGUACAGAAAUAACCAAUUGCCAUUCAUUUUAUAUGAUACAACCACUGAUAUAAAUACUUUUAAGGGACCAUUGUCUAUAACCAGUGCCUCAGAUAAUCAACCAUAGUGACAAACCUACUUCUGUGUGCCUAAAGGAAUUACUGGUUUCCUUGCACACUCUCUCAGCACUUUUCUCUUCCACCAGCAGCUGUUUCUUGUAUAUAUCUAUCUCCUGGAAUCACCAGGUUAUCUCUGUAGUCCAUGUGUAGAACCCUGAGGAACUCUUCACAUAAGAAAAUGAGAAGAUCCCUGCUAGAUCAACCCAAAAGGUCCAUUAAGCUCAAUAUUUUCUUUCCAGCCAUGGUCAAUCAGUUUCUUCUGCAAUUCCAUAGAUAAACGAGAUAUACUUUAUAAUGGGGAUGGUGUGAUAGCCCUCAGAAUCUGAAAAUUAGAUAUUUAACAAUCCUGCCCUUUAUUCACAAUUUCAGGUGAAUUGGUGUCUGAAGCAUCCAAAAUAAAUCUCCAUGUCAUAAGUGAGGGCCCUUGCACAGCUUACUGGAACAGCACAUGCAGAAGACCCGAUAUUCAAUCACCAGCAACUUUAGCUCAAAGAAUCUCAGGUAGGAGGACAGGAGAAGACCCUCUUCUUGAGGCCUUGGAGGUGUGCUGCUAGUUAUUAGAAAUAGAUGUAGGUUAGAUGGAUCAAUACUCUGACUUGACAUAAGCCAGCUUCCUAUGUUUAUAUAACACAUAGAAGCAUAACUGUGCAAAAACCGGGGGUUGACCCCACAGUCCAGCUAUGAUGUUUCUGCCCUGUUACUCAACAAAAUAAAGCUGUAUAUAAGUUUUCCUCCUUAUUUAUGGGUACCUGAACCAGUAUCUGAACAUAGUGACUGUUUCCCACUUCUCUUCCCAUUAACUCUUCCUUAAGCUUUUCUUCAUAGGAAUCCCCUCUUUUGGCAUCAUAGUUUUACACACAUCCUUCUCAAUGUCUCAACAUCUGUAGUGCCCAUAGCUGAACAAACUCUUUCUAUACAUCAUCUCAAUAUGGUAAUUUUCAUACUUAGUAUCUUGAGAAUCUCUUUGCAUAUUGCUUCGACUACCAAGGAACAUCUCUCCCACUGAACUAUAUUGUGUUGUAGCUUCCAGGGUCUGAAGCCUGGGUAUAUGGCAGGGUUUGUUGAGCUUCAUCAAAACCCUACAUAAGCUGAGACUGCACCCCAAUAAGGAAGUCUUAAUCAUGGCAGAUAAGCUAUUUUUCAAGAAAGCGUUUGCGGCAUUAAAUUGGGCCAUUAACUUCUUAUGGAGCCUCAAGAUUUUUCACAGCAUGAUUUGAAGAUACAUCUCUCUGUUGGGCAUUUUCUGUUUUGUGGUAAUUUUGUAUAUUCUUGAAAAAUGCAUCGGAACUAUUAUGUAUUGGUAUAUGUGCUUAGACUCUAAAGGUGUUCUCAGGUAUUACCUUUCCCCAAAGCUAAGUUAAACCGUGGGUCACCAAUACAUUUCCCACCAGUUUGCUUGGAUUUUCGGAAUAUCUGACUCUUAAAAAAAAUACAAAUCUUUAACACUUGCACUUCCAUUUCUCAGUUAUCAUAAUUGUCAAUGUGGUGUCAUCUGGAGCAGAAUUCAACCUAAAUUAAGGGUGUCCAGGACUCAACAGGAGAGAAUUACAGAUGUGUGUAACUCUUAGUUAUGGAAUUUCAACUGGAACAACUUUGUUUUUAAAUCAGAUGUUCUUGGUUCUGGUAUUCUAAAAUGGCCAUUGGGAAGUGUAAAUCUUUUUCUCGUGACUUCUCUGUGGACUCAUACUUUCUGAAAUAUGCUCUGGGGUAGAAAUGUCUUCAUUUACAAUAUUACCAUGAAAUUAAAAUAAAGGUCUGAUUAGCUACUGUGUAUAAA
Molecule: messenger RNA, 6121 nt
Organism: Anolis carolinensis (green anole)
Lineage: Eukaryota; Metazoa; Chordata; Lepidosauria; Squamata; Anolidae
Gene: samd12
Product: sterile alpha motif domain containing 12
Exons: 5
Coding region: 412-897 (161 amino acids)
Biological process (GO): cell surface receptor protein tyrosine kinase signaling pathway
Cellular component (GO): cytoplasmic side of plasma membrane
Molecular function (GO): protein binding
Source: RefSeq, a predicted model, not a curated record